UUCGAUGAAUAGUAUCAAGGUUCAGUGGUAGUCACUGGGGUUUUUAGGGUUAUUUGAUGAUCCUGGAGACAAUUUCACUAGGCUCCUGCAAAGCGUUUCAGAAUGUGGGCUAUAAAAAAGUGAUACAUGGCAACUACUAAGGCCAGGCUCAGCAGGCUGUAGUGUCCCAGAGGGAUAGGCAAUGCGUGGCGAGGCCCGUUUUCAAUGUUUGAAACCUUUAACCUACGUGACACACUCGUCUUAUAAAUUUAGAACUACCGAUUGUCGGUGCCUUUGUUGCCUGCAAUGCCACAGACCCAUCGAAGUGUUGCCUUCAGCGGCAAGAAGAAGAAGGAGCAGCUGAAGGCACGCAGGACACGAAAAGUCCUUGUCAAGUCAGGGGAAGAAAGCAGCCAUCCCCCUGAGGUCAAUACAGAGCUGCCCUCCAGUGCCUUAAGUAAGCUCCAGGAAGGAGGUGAAUCAGCAGGUGUGGACUAUUUGGAAGAAGUGGAAUGUGUCAACCAUCAGCCAGACACUCGAAGUAAUGCCAAUAGAUACAACCUCAAGUUCCGCAAGGAAACACAGGAAGAGACCAGGAAGAGGAAGGCUGUUCACCACAUGGGGAUCACACUGGCCUCAGAGUCUGACCUAGAAGCAUCAACAGGGCAAUUUUACCCUUCAGGUCUUGGUUACCCAGCCAGGCCAGAGUGGAACAAGGGCAUGUCAAAAAGUGCAUUGGAUAUUAGUGAGAACAGGCACUUCAGGCUCUUCUGUGAGAAGCUAAACAGGGAGUUUGCAGGAGCUGAUCUGAGCCUUUAUGAACUGAAUCUGGAAACAUGGAGGCAGCUGUGGCGGGUCACAGAGAUGUCUGAUGUGCUGCUGGUCAUUGUGGAUGCUCGCUUUCCGGUGGCCCACUUCCCACCUUACCUGUACCACCAUCUGACAGAGGAAGAAGGGCGAGGCAUCAUCCUCAUCCUCAACAAGUGUGAUCUCCUUCCCCCGGAGUUGGUGGUAGCAUGGGAGUAUUACUUCCACCAUACCUUUCCCAAAUUGCUGGUAGUCCCAUUCUCUUCUCUUGAAGGUCGCCGCCACCCACGGGGCCGGCUCCGAAUGGCUGCUGAGAGCUCACUAAGGCUGGUUGAAGCAUGCCAGCAACUAGUGGGAGAUUCUGUUGACCUCACUCAGUGGAGGAAAAAGAUUGAGGAGGAGAGAGAUGUGGAGUUGGAAGGUGGAGUGGAAACAAUAGAGGACAUCCAGCAGGAGGAGCCACCAAGUACCCUUCCAGAGGUGCACCAGCAUUACAAAGAUGGGAUCCUCACUGUGGGCACCAUUGGACACCCUAAUGUUGGGAAGUCUUCCCUCAUCAAUGCCCUCAUGGGAAAGAAGGUGGUAAGUGUAAGUAAGACUCCAGGCCACACCAAGCACUUUCAGACCAUCUUCCUAACCAAGAAUGUGAAGCUGUGUGACUGUCCUGGUUUGGUAUUCCCCUCGACAGUCACCAAGCCCCUGCAGGUUAUCCUGGGCAGCUACCCUAUAUCCCAGGUACGGGACCCCAUUGGUGUGGUGCACUAUGUUGCUACUCGCCUUGACAUUCCUUCUUGUUUGGGGCUGGACUACUUCAGGGAGCCCAGAGACUCACCAGGAAAGGGAGACAAGUGGACAGCUUUUGAAAUAUGUGAGGCCUGGGCAAGGAAACGAGGAUACUUCAUCCGCUCUAGAGGAGGACCAGAUGCAUUCCGUGCAGCUAAUGAGUUACUCAGAUUUUGCCUCAAUGGCCAGAAGUCCCUUGUACUGUACCUACGGCCUCCUGGAUACAUCUCAGAGAAAGAAAAAUUCAAGUCUGAUCCACGAGUCGAAGACAUAAAGCUAAUCCAAGGAAGUGUGUGCCUGGAGAAAACAGCAUUGGAAGAAGAGGAGGAGGAAGCAGAGAAGUUGCAGGAAGAGGAGGAAGAAAAUAGUGAAGAGGAAGACAGUGAUGAAGAGAGUGAUGAUACUGAAGAAAGAAAAUUGCCUCUACCUAAUGUGCAGAAUAAGUUUUCUCUUCUUGUUGAAGAUGAAUAAACAGACUAACUUAAAUUUUUGAAGUUAAUAACAGCUGUUAUUAUUCUGCUUUUCUUCCAUGAAACUAAAAUGUUGAUUUACAUUUUGAGGCUCAACAAACUUGUACAUUCUAAGAAAAAUUAGGACACACCAGUGUCAUUUUCAUCUGGGGAUAAUUUACUCUGUACAAGGAAAGGAAAUGUUUGUUCUUAUUAAAGAACAAAAUAGGCUUGAAUGAACUUUGGUAAAUAACAAUUAUGCAUUCUAUAAAACAGAAUUUGAUGUCCCCAUAACACAGAACAUACAAUACUGAUGAAAUCCAACAGCUCAGAUUAACAAAAAACAAAGGGCUUUUUUUUUUUAUUCUCUCUCUCUCUCUCUCUCUCUCUCUCUCUCUCUCUCUCUCUCUCUCUCUCUCUCUCUCUCUCUCUCUCUCUCUCUCUCUCCAUGUUGUGAUGGUGGAGGAAAUGGCUGUGAUGAUCACCUAUUCUGUCAAGUGAUUGACUAUUGCAAUGUUUCAUGAUGUGGCUGUGGCUUUUUUUUUUUUUUUCCCAUUAUUGUGCAUGAAGUUUGCAUGAACCCAAAUCAUAAAUUAAGUUAGUUCAUGAAUCUAAGUCAAUAAUUAAUUAGCAAAUAAAAAGUAAUAUAUU
This is a messenger RNA of Scylla paramamosain (green mud crab), 2669 nucleotides long. RefSeq names its product guanine nucleotide-binding protein-like 1 (gene Ns4). Lineage: Eukaryota; Metazoa; Arthropoda; Malacostraca; Decapoda; Portunidae. The transcript has 9 exons. The record is from RefSeq and is a predicted model, not a curated record. Bases 286 to 2040 code for a protein of 584 amino acids. Gene Ontology annotation, molecular function: GTPase activity; GTP binding.